Schizophyllum commune H4-8 is the source of this 2034-nucleotide messenger RNA. RefSeq lists its product as uncharacterized. The record is from RefSeq and is a predicted model, not a curated record. The transcript has 3 exons. The coding region runs from base 1 to 2034 and encodes 677 amino acids. Lineage: Eukaryota; Fungi; Basidiomycota; Agaricomycetes; Agaricales; Schizophyllaceae.
AUGCUUGCGACAAUGAACGGUGCCACGCCCGCCCAACCCACCCACCUCGAUCAGUCCGCCGUUCAAGACAGCGCGGCCCCCGACUAUGCAGGGGACGACAGGCUCUGUCCAGGAUGCGGCAACUCCGCCUUCACCGAGCAGGGCGGUCUCGUCGUCGCGUUUGGUCAAUCACUCUUCCAUGUCGGCUGCUUCAAGUGCGCCAAAUGCCAUAACCAGGUUACCGCCGACACAAACCUACUUCUUCUCUCCGACGGCUCGCCCAUAUGCGCCAACUGUUCCUACAACUGCAGUCUCUGCCACCAGCCCAUCCUCGAUGAGGCCAUCAUGACCGGCGACGACUCCUUCCACGCCCACUGCUUCACCUGCAAAGUCUGCAAGAACAGGAUCGACGACCUCGUAUUCGCUAAGACCAGUCAAGGCAUCUACUGCAUGAAGUGUCAUAACGACCGCAUGAUCAGAAUCAGGAAGCAUACCCAGCGCAAGGCAGAACGAGAGCGUGCAGCGGGAGGUAGUGGCAACUCCAAGUCGCGUGAGCGACAGUACCACAGGGAAGGACAAACUCCCGUCUCUGCGACAGAGUCGUUCGAUCGUCAUCGACAGCAAACCGGGGACAGGUCGACACCCGUUACCCCAUCGGUACCUUCAUCAGCGAACCCGCUGUCUCGUCAAGACAGUGCUAAUGCAGCGCCGCCCUCUGUCACUGUGGCCCCUCCUCAGGAUCAUGGAGAGCAUCAGCCUGGCUUUCAACAUCCGCCUAUGCACCGUACCGCUUCGGCUUCGUCUGUGGAGACCUCGAGGAGCGAUGUGAAGCGCAAAGCGUUGCCUGCCUACGCCGCCUUUGCUGAGCAAGAACAAGAGCGAGCAGGGUACGCGACCAAACCUUUGCAUAUACCGAACAAACCGAGCCGUGAUCUUACUGUGUCUGAAAGCUCGAACAGCGGCUUGACUCCUACCGACGAGGCGCGGCGCAAUAAGCGACGGUCUAUCAACCCUGGGCUCAGCCUCACCAACCUCAACGGACCUGUUAGUCCGCCACAAUCCUCCCCUUCGCUCUCGCCCCUCUCAGCGUCCUUCCCUGGGCGUCCUUCGACCUCUUCUCGGUCUCCGACACCUCCUUCUGUGCCCGACAAUGGCAGCUCUUCUCGUACCCCUAGUCCAUCGCCGAGUCAGUUCCAUACGUCGCCGACAACUCCCAGCGAACGCACCUUACCACUUACGCCUGACGAAAUGAACGGCCGGGCUGCUUCCCUGGAUCGGCCUCCUCUUUUACACAGCGAGUCCUCGCCUGCUGCGCCGUACCCACACCAUGGUCUUGACAACGCACGCUCUAUGCCCGAUGUCCGUGGUAAGGUGCAACAAUUGUCGGACGAUUCGCUUUCCGCAGGCGCCGGGUUGCGACCACAACGGUCGUUUGACGAGCGCUCUACUCGGGGGGCGUCACCAAACCCAGGACGCACUCGCUCUGGGAGUCAUGCCGGUCGAGACGAUCCUACGUCUCCUACGCAUCGCGUCGACGUCCCCAUGGGCAUCGAGAGCGGUACGGAUACGGAGGCCGAGGGGGAUGGAUCGACUCGCAGUGGUCAACCCAAGAGGAGCUUGGACCGCCGACCAUCUGCGUCCGCGGAGGACCCCGUCUCGCCCGACAGUGCGUCAGAGGACCUGCACGAAUCGACGCCCGUCGAGCGCACGUCUAUCGCAACCUACAUCGCCCCUGCCUUGCCACCCAUCCGCUUUUCCAUGAACACCGCCGACUUUUCCGAGCUCUUCUCAGGCAUGAGCAAAGGCGGUUCUGGGUCGAUGAGCUCCGCGGACAUCCAGAAGAAGCUGGCCAUGCUCGCGGAGAAGUCGGACAACAAGGACGCGGCGGCGAAGCUGGAGGCUCGCGCGAAGGCGGCCGCCGACUCCGCGGAUGCGGGAGACGACGCGCUGACUCCGACGUCUGAGAAACCGAAUGCGCUGCCCCAGAGGCCUUCAACGGCCCAUGGGUCGGAGGGAAAGCAUCAUAAGGCGACGGCGAAUGGUACAUCAUUGUGA